Messenger RNA from Drosophila eugracilis, 527 nucleotides. It is a transcript of the gene Ssb-c31a, whose product is annotated as RNA polymerase II transcriptional coactivator. Gene Ontology annotation, cellular component: transcription regulator complex; nucleus. The coding region runs from base 97 to 417 and encodes 106 amino acids. Gene Ontology annotation, molecular function: transcription coactivator activity; DNA binding. The record is from RefSeq and is a predicted model, not a curated record. Gene Ontology annotation, biological process: positive regulation of transcription initiation by RNA polymerase II. Lineage: Eukaryota; Metazoa; Arthropoda; Insecta; Diptera; Drosophilidae. The transcript has 2 exons.
CGCUGCUUUUGCUCUUCCUGUAAGCGCGCUUGAACAUUCACACAUUUUUUACCGGCUUGCUUUAUUUUUCGCAAAACGUAAAAAAUAAUAGAAAAAAUGCCUAAAGCAAAGAAGCAACGUACUCCCUCUUCGGAAAGCGACAGCGGCCCAGAGGAUCGCAAUCCGCCGGCAAACAAGAAGGCCAAGGAAUCUUCUACGAAAUCCGAUGCCGGAGAUGGGCCAACCACUUGGACUCUUGAGGGACUUCGCCAGGUGCGAAUCAACGAGUUCCGCGGGCGCAAGAUGGUGGACAUACGAGAGUACUAUGAGAAGAACGGCGAAAAUUUGCCCGGCAAAAAGGGCAUCUCACUCUCCAUAAAGCAGUGGAAAAAACUCCUUGAAGUGGCUGAGGAAGUCACGCGCGCCGUCGAAGAUUAAUACAAGUUAAUCAAAACGACUACCUUUAAGCCAUAGGAUAUAUGAAGUUAAUACACGCCAAAUACAAUCAUUUAAAUAGUCCCCGUGAAUAAACGUUAUUUUCAACCAUA